Vicia faba (fava bean) is the source of this 1818-nucleotide messenger RNA. NCBI's taxonomy places the organism in Eukaryota, Viridiplantae, Streptophyta, Magnoliopsida, Fabales, Fabaceae. The record is from the annotation of a GenBank genome assembly.
AUGGCAAUGGUUGAAGAAAAAGGCUCUGCUACUAGUGAACAAGAUUACACUCAAGAUGGUACAGUUGACAUGAAAGGUAGACCUGUUUUAAGAUCAGAAACCGGACGAUGGAAAGCUUGCUCCUUCAUAGUAGGGUAUGAAGUGUUUGAGAGGAUGGCUUACUAUGGGAUAGCAUCAAACUUGGUAAUUUAUCUAACAAGCAAGCUUCAUGAGGGUACUGUGGAAUCUUCGAACAACGUUAGCAAUUGGGCGGGUUCGGUGUGGAUGAUGCCACUUGUAGGAGCUUACAUAGCUGAUGCUAAAUUCGGCCGCUAUUGGACCUUUGUAACUGCAUCAUGCAUUUAUCUCUUAGGAAUGUGUUUGUUGACUCUAGCUGUUUCAGUGACAUCAUUGAGGCCACCGCAUUGUGCAGAAGGAGUUGCAGACCAAAAUUGCCCGCGGGCGUCACCAUUGCAAAGAGGUAUUUUCUUCCUUGCGCUGUACAUCAUUGCUGUAGGAACAGGCGGAACCAAGCCCAACAUUUCAACAAUGGGAGCAGACCAAUUUGAUGAGUUUGAGCCCAAAGAGAGAUCCUAUAAGCUUUCCUUCUUUAAUUGGUGGUUUUUUAGCAUUUUCGUCGGUACCCUUUUCUCCAACACUUUCCUAAUCUACAUACAAGACAGAGUGGGUUGGGCUGUAGGGUAUGGCCUUCCUACCGCCGGGCUUGCCAUUUCAGUAUUGGUAUUUCUGAUAGGAACUCCGUUAUAUAGGCAUAAAUUGCCCUCAGGCAGCCCUAUAACUAGGAUGCUCCAAGUCUUUGUGGCGUCGAUCAGAAAGUGGAAGGCACGAGUCCCAGAUGAUCCGAAAGAGCUACAUGAGUUAAGCAUAGAUGAGUAUGCAUACAAUGGGAGAAAUCGAAUUGAUCACAGCUCUUCCUUGAGUUUCCUCGACAAAGCGGCUAUGAAGACCAGCCAAACUUCAUCAUGGAUGCUUUGUACAGUGACACAAGUUGAGGAAACUAAACAAAUGACAAAAAUGAUUCCUAUUUUGAUUACAACAAUUAUCCCAAGCACGUUGAUAGUUCAAUCAACCACACUCUUCAUUAAACAAGGCACCACACUAGACAGGAGUAUGGGGCCACAUUUUGAUAUCCCUCCAGCAUCUCUCACAGCAUUUAUAACUAUCUUCAUGCUAAUAAGCAUUGUAGUCUACGACCGUGCUUUUGUGCCCAUGGUCCGGCGAUACACAAAGAAUCCCAGAGGAAUCACAAUGUUGCAGAGAUUAGGAAUUGGUCUAGUGUUGCACAUCGCUAUAAUGGUCACUGCAUGCUUGGCUGAGAGGAAAAGACUCCGCGUUGCAAGAGAAAACAAUCUCUUUGGCCGGCAUGAUACGAUUCCCCUUACAAUUUUUAUUCUCCUCCCUCAGUUUGCAUUGGGAGGGGUCGCCGAUAGCUUCGUCGAAAUUGCCAAACUAGAGUUCUUCUAUGAUCAAGCACCAGAAGGCAUGAAGAGUCUUGGAACAUCAUAUUUCACAACCAGCUUGGGUUUAGGAAGUUUUCUAAGUACUUUCCUUCUUUCAAUUGUUGCUAAUAUCACUGAGAGACAAGGUCACAAAGGUUGGAUUUUAGAUAACCUAAAUAUCUCCCGUUUAGAUCAUUACUAUCUAUUCAUGGCAGUGCUAAGCUCACUCAACUUCCUUUGCUUUGUGGUUGUUGCAAAGUCAUUUGUAUAUAAUGUUGAUGUCAAACAAAACAAAUCAGGUUUGGAGAUGAACCUAGCUUCAUCUCAGAACAAUGUUAGAAUAAGCCAAAGCAGUCUACAACAAGACGCCCAGUCCUAG